UCAUAUUCUGGUGGAGAUUCUGCUGAGUCUGGUGGAGGUUCUGCUGAGUCAUAGUCUGAUGGAGGUUCUGCAGAGUCAUAGUAUGGUGGAGGUUCUGCUGAGGUUCUGCAGUGUCAUAGUCUGAUGGAGGUUCUGCUGAGUCAUAGUCUGGUGGAGGUUCUGCAGAGUCAUGCUGUGGAGGUUCUGCUGAGUCAUAGUCUGGUGGAGGUUCUGCUGAGUCUGGUGGAGGUUCUGCUGAGUCAUAGUCUGGUGGAGGUUCUGCAGAGUCAUGCUGUGGAGGUUCUGCUGAGUCAUAGUCUGGUGGAGGUUCUGCUGAGUCUGGUGGAGGUUCUGCUGAGUCAUAGUCUGGUGGAGGUUCUGCAGAGUCAUGCUGUGGAGGUUCUGCUGAGUCAUAGUCUGGUGGAGGUUCUGCAGAGUCAUGCUGUGGAGGUUCUGCUGAGUCAUAGUCUGGUGGAGGUUCUGCUGAGUCUGGUGGAGGUUCUGCUGAGUCAUAGUCUGGUGGAGGUUCUGCAGAGUCAUGCUGUGGAGGUUCUGCUGAGUCAUAGUCUGGUGGAGGUUCUGCUGAGUCAUAGUCUGGUGGAGGUUCUGCUGAGUCAGAGUCUGCUGGAGGUUCUGCUGAGUCAUAGUCUGGUGGAGGUUCUACUGAGUCAUAGUCUGGUGGAGGUUCUGCUGAGUCAUAGUCUGGUGGAGGUUCUGCUGAGUCAUAGUCUGGUGGAGGUUCUACUAAGUCAUGCUGUGGAUAGAGGCUGAGAUCAUGAUGAAUUGGGCUUCUCC
Molecule: messenger RNA, 774 nt
Organism: Clupea harengus (Atlantic herring)
Lineage: Eukaryota; Metazoa; Chordata; Actinopteri; Clupeiformes; Clupeidae
Exons: 3
Coding region: 124-750 (208 amino acids)
Source: RefSeq, a predicted model, not a curated record